This is a messenger RNA of Nicrophorus vespilloides, 429 nucleotides long. Its product is annotated as heterochromatin protein 1-like. NCBI's taxonomy places the organism in Eukaryota, Metazoa, Arthropoda, Insecta, Coleoptera, Silphidae. Gene Ontology annotation, biological process: chromatin organization; negative regulation of transcription by RNA polymerase II. Gene Ontology annotation, cellular component: pericentric heterochromatin. The transcript is spliced from 4 exons. The record is from RefSeq and is a predicted model, not a curated record. Gene Ontology annotation, molecular function: chromatin binding. The coding region runs from base 1 to 429 and encodes 142 amino acids.
AUGACUCUCGGAACGCACCUUCUGCAGCGUAAACCUAACCUUCCACCAAGUCACAUUGCGAGAAUUCAGAACGGAGUCGUCGAGUACUUCCUGAAGUGGAGUAAUUAUUGGGACAGCGAGUACACAUGGGAACAUGAAAGCAACAUAUAUGAGCCUGAGCUGAUCGGAGAAUUCGAAGCGGAGUUGCUGAAGAAGAAGGAGAAUGAAAAGAUCAUGAAACGGAAGUCCGCCGCCGAUGUGUAUGCAGUUGAAAAAAUCCUCGACAAGAGAAUUCAGAACGGCGUCGUCGAGUACUUCCUAAAGUGGAGCGGUUAUGGGGACAGCGAGAACACCUGGGAACUUAGAAGCAACCUAUAUGACCCUGAGCUGAUCAGAGAAUUCGAAGCGAAGUGGCUGAAGAAGGAGAAGGAGGAGAAUAUUAAAAAAUGA